AAAUAAUAUCCCUCCGACAUCACCCCUUAAAAGUAUAUCCGCGGAGUAUUUGUCUAAGACCUCGAGCUCAACGAUGGCAGAAGGUGAAGAGGCCAAGAAGAAGAAUUUACAGACAAGUUACUUCGACGUCGUUGGAAUCUGCUGUUCAUCGGAGGUUUCUAUCGUCGGAGACGUUCUCCGUCCACUUGACGGCGUCAAAGAAUUCUCCGUCAUCGUCCCUUCUAGAACCGUCAUCGUUGUCCAUGACCCUUUCUUGAUUUCUCCGCUUCAAAUCGUCAAGGCUCUGAAUCAAGCAAGACUAGAAGCAAGUGUUAGACCAUACGGAGAAACAAGCUUGAAGAGUCAAUGGCCUAGUCCUUUUGCAAUAGUUUCUGGUGUAUUUCUUGCUCUCUCCUUCUUCAAAUACUUUUAUAGUCUGCUUGAAUGGCUCGCUGUUGUUGCCGUGGUGGCCGGGAUAUUCCCCAUCCUUGCUAAAGCUGUUGCUUCCAUCACAAGGUUCAGGCUUGAUAUCAACGCUCUCACUUUUAUUGCUGUGAUAGCAACACUAUGUAUGCAGGAUUUCACAGAAGCUGCCACAAUUGUGUUUCUAUUCUCAGUCGCAGAUUGGCUAGAGUCUAGUGCUGCUCAUAAGGCAAGCACAGUAAUGUCAUCACUGAUGAGCUUAGCGCCACGAAAGGCAGUGAUAGCGGAUACUGGACUAGAAGUCGAUGUAGAUGAGGUUAGGAUCAACACAAUUGUUUCAGUUAAAGCUGGAGAAAGUAUACCGAUUGAUGGAGUUGUGGUCGAUGGAAGCUGUGAUGUGGAUGAGAAAACAAUGACAGGAGAGUCCUUCCCUGUUUCCAAACAGAGACAGUCAACUGUUUUGGCUGCAACCAUAAAUCUUAAUGGUUAUAUAAAGGUGAAAACUACAGCUCUAGCCCGGGACUGCGUGGUUGCGAAAAUGACUAAGCUUGUAGAAGAAGCUCAAAAAAGCCAAACAAAAACUCAAAGGUUUAUAGACAAAUGUUCUCGCUACUACACUCCAGCUGUUGUCGUGUUAGCAGCAUGUUUUGCGGUAAUCCCGGUAUUGUUAAAGGUUCACGACCUUAGCCAUUGGUUUCACUUAGCACUUGUAGUGUUAGUAAGUGGUUGUCCUUGUGGUCUUAUACUAUCCACACCCGUUGCUACCUUUUGUGCUCUCACUAAGGCAGCCACGUCAGGGUUUCUGAUCAAAACUGGUGAUUGUCUAGAGACUCUUGCAAAGAUCAAGAUUGUUGCUUUUGACAAAACAGGAACUAUUACAAAGGCUGAGUUCAUGGUCUCGGAUUUUAGGUCUCUUUCUCACAAUAUCAAUCUGCAAAACUUGCUUUACUGGGUCUCCAGCAUUGAGAGCAAGUCAAGUCAUCCGAUGGCAGCGGCUCUUAUUGACUAUGCAAGAUCAAUUUCUGUUGAGCCUAAGCCGGAUAUAGUCGAGAACUUUAAGAACUUUCCAGGAGAAGGAGUUUAUGGGAGAAUAAAUGGUCAAGAUAUCUACAUUGGAAACAAAAGAAUCUCACAGAGAGCUGGAUGCUUAACAGUUCCGGAGAUGGAAGCUAAUAUGAAACGAGGUAAGACCAUUGGUUACAUAUACAUUGGAGCAAAACUGUCCGGAAGUUUCACCCUUUUGGACAGUUGUCGAUAUGGGGUUGCUCAAGCUCUCAAGGAACUCAAGUCUUUAGGAAUCAAAACUGCAAUGCUCACAGGAGAUAACCAAGACGCAGCCAUGUCUACACAAGAACAGUUAGAGAAUGCUUUGGAUAUUGUUCACUCUGAACUUCUUCCACAAGACAAAGCAAGAAUCAUCGAUGAAUUCAGGAUCCAAGGGCCUACAAUGAUGGUAGGAGAUGGGCUUAACGAUUCACCGGCUUUAGCUAAAGCAGACAUUGGCAUUUCAAUGGGGAUCUCAGGGUCAGCACUUGCAACAGAGACAGGAGACAUCAUUCUUAUGUCAAACGAUAUAAGGAAGAUUCCGAAAGGGAUGAGACUAGCGAAGAGAAGUCAUAAGAAAGUGAUUGAGAAUGUGGUUUUGUCUGUGAGCAUAAAAGGAGCAAUCAUGGUUCUUGGUUUUGUAGGUUACCCUCUGGUUUGGGCAGCUGUUCUUGCAGAUGCAGGAACUUGUUUGCUUGUGAUACUCAAUAGUAUGAUGCUUCUACGCGAUGAGCGUGAAGCCGUGUCUACAUGUUACCGUGCUUCUUCUUCUUCGCCGGUGAAGCUUGAGGAGGAUGAAACAGAGGAUCUAGAAGUUGGCUUGUUGCAGAAGAGUGAGGAGACAAGUAAAAAGAGUUGUUGCUCUGGUUGUUGUAGUGGCCCUAAGGACAAUCAACAAAAGUGAAAACCUUCCUCUGAUCUAGAGGGUUCUAUGUAUAUAGUAUCUGUUUUCAAACCAGAGAGGGACCUGUGUUAUUUCGGUUAAUCCUCAUUUAAUCGUUAAUAAAUCUCCGGUUCGUGU
This is a messenger RNA of Arabidopsis arenosa, 2467 nucleotides long. The record is from the annotation of a GenBank genome assembly. NCBI's taxonomy places the organism in Eukaryota, Viridiplantae, Streptophyta, Magnoliopsida, Brassicales, Brassicaceae.